Messenger RNA from Schistosoma spindalis, 933 nucleotides. The record is from the annotation of a GenBank genome assembly. Lineage: Eukaryota; Metazoa; Platyhelminthes; Trematoda; Strigeidida; Schistosomatidae.
AUGAAUAUUGAUGUUAUAUUAGAAGAAAUUGAUUAUCCAAUGAAUAUACAAGUUAAAUUAAAUCAAUCGGAUAUUCAUCAAACUACUCGAAGUCAACUAUUUACUAUCAAAAAAUGGUGCUUCUCUAGACGGAAAACACUUCGUAAGGCUGGCGAAUGGGCAGUUGUCACUGGUGCAUCAUCAGGUAUUGGUGAAGCGUAUGCAGAGGAAUUGGCCAAAGAGGGUCUCAACAUCAUGCUUAUCAGUAAUGAUGAAGAACAACUAUCAGCCGUUGCUAAUCGAAUCACAAGUACCUACAAUGUUCAAACACGAAUUGUGGUUGCAGAUUUUACUAAAAAUGAUGUUUAUGAAAUAAUAAGACCUGCUGUUGACCAAUUGUCCACAAUAGCUUGUUUAGUUAACAAUGUUGGCAUGGGAUUACCCUUUGAGUUGUUUGUUGGAGAAGUCGAUUCACCGAAUGAAGAAUCAAUCAGAAAUAUCAUUCAUUGUAACAUUUUGUCUACAGUAAUAAUGACAAGAAUCAUUCUGCCGAAAAUGUUAACACAGAAGGGACCUAAUCCUGGUAUCAUAAACAUUUCCUCAUAUUCAGCUUUGAAAGUGUUUCCUUAUGCUACAAUGUACUCAUCAACGAAAGCAUUUAUUAUUCAAUUUUCUAGAUGCCUGGCUGCCGAAAAGUAUAAAAAGAAUGUUAUUAUACAAACAAUGUGUCCAAUGUUUGUAUCUACAAAUUUAACCAACUUAAUGAAAACCACAUUUUUCAUUCCAACUGCUAAAGUCUAUGCUAAACAUGCAUUGGACAUGUUUGGUGUUGAACAACAAACUUCUGGUUAUUUUCGGCAUGACUUAAAAGCAUACCUUUACGGUUUCUUACCGACAUCAGUUCGUAUACUAAUUAUAAAGUCAAUGGCCAAUUCAUUGCGAAAAAUGCACUGA